AAAUGUUUGGUAGAUUUGCUCGUGCUUUUCCAAAAAUGAUGGGUUCAACCUCAUUCAGAACUUUUGCCACCGCUGGUAGCAAUGCUUUUGCUAAAUCAAUCAGCAACAAAAAAUUAGUUGUUGGUUCAGUUGUUGUUGCUUCAACCAUUGCCACCACCACCCUUGUUUCAUGUGCUGAUAAAGUUCCAUUCACUGGUCUCCCAGGUACCAACUAUGAAAGAACCUUCAUCGCCAUUAAACCAGAUGGUACUGAAAGAAGAUUAGUCGGUGAAAUCAUUGGCCGUUUCGAAAAGAAAGGUUUCAAAUUAGUUGGUAUUAAAAUCCUCCACCCAACUCCAGAACAAGCCGCUAAACAUUAUGAUGACUUAAAAUCAAAACCAUUCUUUGAUGGCUUAGUUAAAUAUUUCUCAAGUGGUGCCGUUGUUUGCAUGGUUUGGGAAGGUAAAGAUGUUGUUAAAACUGGUAGAAAAUUAAUUGGUGAAACCAACCCAGCUUUAAGUGUUCCAGGUUCAAUUAGAGGUGAUUUAUGCAUUGAAGUCGGAAGAAAUAUUAUUCACGGUUCUGAUUCAACUCAAUCAGCCAAUGAUGAAAUUACUCUCUGGUUCGGUGAAACUGAAGUCACCAACUAUGAAAGCCCAUUAGAAAAAUUCAUUUAUGAAAGAAAAUAAAUGGAGAGAAGGUUCAAUAAUAUAAUUUUUAAAUAAAAGUAAUAUUAAAUAUAUAAAAAGUAUUGUGAUAUAUAAUCAAAAAUAAUAAAUAUGGGUUUUUAAUCCUUC
Messenger RNA from Dictyostelium purpureum, 776 nucleotides. RefSeq lists its product as uncharacterized. Bases 3 to 668 code for a protein of 221 amino acids. The record is from RefSeq and is a predicted model, not a curated record. The transcript has 7 exons. Gene Ontology annotation, molecular function: nucleoside diphosphate kinase activity. Gene Ontology annotation, biological process: GTP biosynthetic process; UTP biosynthetic process; CTP biosynthetic process. Lineage: Eukaryota; Evosea; Eumycetozoa; Dictyosteliales; Dictyosteliaceae.